Cucurbita moschata (crookneck pumpkin) is the source of this 4448-nucleotide messenger RNA. RefSeq names its product RNA polymerase II C-terminal domain phosphatase-like 3. The coding region runs from base 575 to 4351 and encodes 1258 amino acids. Gene Ontology annotation, cellular component: nucleus. The record is from RefSeq and is a predicted model, not a curated record. NCBI's taxonomy places the organism in Eukaryota, Viridiplantae, Streptophyta, Magnoliopsida, Cucurbitales, Cucurbitaceae. Gene Ontology annotation, molecular function: RNA polymerase II CTD heptapeptide repeat phosphatase activity. The transcript has 12 exons.
GAGAAAAAUACAAAUGCGAUUAUGAGGAAGCUAUUUUACCUUUUCUGGAUCGCUGACGUGUACGCCCCGAUUUCAUUCACUCCCUAUGCCCUCACUUUCCCCACCGCCCCCUCUUUUCUUUAUUAUUUUGAAUUCUUUUUAUUUUCUCCUUUUUUUUAUUUCCAUCUGCCCCUUACUCGUCUACUCCCUUCGUUGUAUAUUCUACUUCCCGUCCGCCUCGAUUCCCAAUCGGGUUAGGUUAUAGUUCGUACCUCUCAUCACUUUCUUUCUCAACGUUGCGGAUUACAGAUCUCAUAUCAAUUUUCUCUCUUAAUUCAAUCAACACUGCUUUUUUCUUUGUUCUAAUUGGAUCCCUCCCUAAGAAGAAGAAGAAAGAAAGAACAUCUCCAAUUCCAAACUAGUUUAAUUUAAUUUUUGAAUGUCCGGAGUGUAAUUUCGGUUGGAGAUCCAUCGUUUUCUUUUGUUUUUCUCGUCCCUCGCUUCGUCAAGUUUCUCAGCACUACUAUUCAUGGACUUUUCAGAUCUGAUUGGAACGAUUUUGUCGAAAUUUUCCAAGAAACCCUAGGUGGUGUUGAUGGGGAAAGACGGGAGUGUUAAAAUUGAAGGCGUCGAAGAAGGGGAAGUCUCUUAUACAGCUUCGGUAGAGGAGAUCAGUGAGGAGGAUUUUAUUAAGCUUGCAUCUGGUCCUAAGGUAGUGCCCCCCAAAGAUUCCAAUCGGGAAACUAGAGUUUGGACCAUGAGUGAUUUGUAUAAGAAUUAUCCCACCAUGCGUCAUGGUUAUGCUUCCGGUUUGUACAAUCUUGCUUGGGCACAGGCCGUGCAGAAUAAGCCUCUGAAUGAUAUUUUCGUUAUGGAGGCCGACCCCGAGGAGAAAUCUAAGCGGCCGUCUUCCUCUCCUUCUGCGGAUGGGAAGGGAGAUGGCGAUAGUAUAAAAGAAGAGGAUAGAGUCAUGAUCGAUGCUAGCGGUGAUGAAAUGAAUUGCGAUAAUUCGAAUGGCGAGAGAGAGGAAGGUGAAUUAGAGGAGGGUGAGAUUGAUAUGGAUACGGAGUUCAUGGAAGAGGCUGUUGAUUCCAAAGCAAUGUUGUCCGACAGUCAUUCUAUGAAUGAUAGUGAGUGUCAGGAACUUGAUUUGAUGACUAAGGAGUUGGACGACCAACUGAAAUUGAUUCAGAAAACAUUGGAUGGUGUUACAAUCGACGCGGCACAGAAAUCGUUUCUGGAAGUUUGCUCCCAACUACAGAGUUCUAUAGAGAUGUUUUUGGAAUUGCUCCAGGUAAAGGUAGUCCUGAGAAAGGAUGCGCUCAUUCAACGGUUAUAUGCUGCUCUUCGAAUAAUCAAUUCUGUGUUCUGUUCCAUGAGCCUCAACGAAAAGGAGGAGUACAUGCAACAUUUGUCGAGGUUGCUUUCUUAUGUUAAAAAUUGCGAUCCUCCUCUCUUUUCUCCUGAGCAGAUAAAAUCGGUAGAGGUCAAAAUGCCAUCUACAGAUUCCCUCUUCCAUUUGCCCGGCAUGAGAGCCAGUGCUAAAGAGGUCGAGAUCCAUAUGCCUAAUGGGGUGAAAAAUAAGGAUUCCUAUUCUGCCUAUACAAAUGCUGGUCAACAUUUGACUUCUUCAACUAAAUUCCCUUCGAACUCCAUGCCUCUAGGGAUUACAGCAAAAAAUAGCCUAAAUAUCUUAUCAGAAGGUUUGCAAUCUGGGGUAUCUAGCCUAAAGGGUAGAGCCCCCCUACUCCCUCUGUUAGACCUUCACAAGGAUCAUGAUGCAGACAGUCUCCCAUCGCCUACUAAAGAAGCUCCUACAAUUUUUUCUGUCCAAAAAUCAGGGAAUACCCCUGCAAAGUUGGCCUUUGCUGUAGAUGGAUCUAGAUCGCAUCAUUAUGAAACUGAUGCUCAUAAAGCUGUUUCGACCUAUCAACAGAAGUUUGGUCGAAGUUCCUUUUCAAUGGCUGAUAGACUUCCUAGUCCAACUCCUUCUGAAGAAUAUGAUGGGGGUGGUGAUAUUGGUGGGGAGGUUUCUAGUUCUUCCAUUAUCAGAAGUCUAAAGUCUUCAAAUUCUUCUAAACCGGGUCAAAAUGUAUCAAACUCUGCUUCUAAUAUAUCUACCGGUCUGUUUUCUAGCUUGGAAAGUUCCAGCACUAAAGGACUGAUUAGUCCUCUAAAUGUUGCUCCUCCAAGUUCUGUGUCAGAUCCAACAGUAAAGCCUUUAGCAAAAAGUAGGGACCCUAGGCUACGAAUUGUCAAUUCUGAUGCAAGUGCAAUGGGUCUUAAUCCACGCACAAUGACUUCAGUGCAGAAUUCUUCUAUGUUAGAAUGUGCUGCAACCAUAAACUUGAGAAAGCAAAAGAUGGAUUUGGAGCCUAAUACAGGUGUCCCUGAAAUAAAAAGGCAGAAGAUUGGAUCUCAGAAUCAUGCAGUAGCUGCUAGUGAUGUGAGAGCUGUCCCCGGAAGUGGUGGCUGGUUGGAAGAUACCAUGCCCGCUGGACCCAGACUUCUAAAUAGGAAUCAGAUGGAGAUUGCUGAAGCAAAUGCAACUGAAAAAAUCAAUGUUACAAACAAUUCUAGUCCUGGAAACGAGGGCUUGCCUACUAUAAAUGCUAGCAAUGAUGCUUCCUUGCCCUCACUGUUGAAAGAUAUUGUUGUGAACCCAACCAUGCUCCUAAAUUUACUUAAAAUGAACCAAAAGCAGCAAUUAGCUGCAGAAUUGAAAUCAAAGUCGAGUGAAUCUGAAAAAAAUACAAUUUAUCCUACGAACUUGCGUCCUUGCCAAGGAUCUAGUCCACUUAUAAAUGCUCCUGCUGUGACCUCAGGAAUUUUGCAGCAAUUAGCAGGAAUGCCAAGUGUACCAAUAGUGGUUGCUGAGAGUCAUCAGGAUGAUUUGGGAAAAGUUCGUAUGAAACCUCGUGAUCCUCGCCGUAUCCUCCAUGGUAAUUCUCCUCAUAAUGUUGGGAGCUUGGGAAAUGAUCAGUUAAAAGGAGUUGUACCAACUACUCCAAACUCAGAAGGAUGUAAGGACAUACCAAAUGGGCAUAAGCAGGAAAGCCAGGGAGAUUUGAAAUUAGCUUCUUCACCAACAUUACUACCUGAUAUUGGUAGACAGUUCACUAACAAUCUGAAAAAUAUUGCUGAUAUUAUGACUGUUCCCUCGCCACCGACUUCACAGACUUCAUCAUCAAAGCCAGUUAAAUUGGGCAGGAUAGAUACUAAUGUUGUAGGGUCAAGCUCUAUAGACAAUAAAGUUGUGACAACUGCUACCCAAGAAGGAGAUAUGGUUGGGCCCUCUCGUUCACAGGGUACAUGGGGAGAUCUUGAGCAUCUAUUUGAGGGCUACGAUGACAAGCAAAAAGCUGCUAUCCAGAGGGAGAGGGCAAGACGAAUACAAGAGCAGAAAAAAAUGUUUGCUGCACGCAAACUCUGCCUUGUAUUGGAUCUAGAUCACACACUUCUGAAUUCAGCUAAGUUUGUGGAAGUAGAUCCAGUGCAUGAUGAGAUUUUGAGAAAGAAAGAGGAACAGGAUCGUGAGAAGGCACUGAGACAUCUUUUCCGAUUUCCUCAUAUGGGAAUGUGGACAAAACUACGGCCUGGGGUCUGGAACUUUCUGGAAAAGGCCAGCGAGCUCUUUGAACUGCAUCUGUACACAAUGGGAAACAAGCAAUAUGCAACAGAGAUGGCAAAAGUGCUUGAUCCAAAAGGGUCUCUGUUUGCUGGGCGAGUUAUUUCUCGAGGUGAUGAUGUAGACUUAGUGGACGGUGAUGACAGGAUACCCAGGAGUAAGGAUCUGGAGGGUGUUUUGGGCAUGGAGUCUGCUGUUGUUAUAAUAGAUGAUUCCAUCAGGGUGUGGCCACAUAACAAAAUGAACUUGAUUGUUGUAGAAAGGUAUACUUUCUUUCCAUGUAGUAGGCGCCAGUUUGGGCUUCUGGGGCCUUCUCUUCUAGAGAUUGACCAUGAUGAGAGACCUGAAGAUGGUACUUUGGCAUCUUCACUGGCGGUUAUCCAGAGAAUCCACCAAACUUUUUUCUCCCAUCCUGCAUUAGAUGAAGUAGAUGUUAGAAAUAUCUUGGCCUCCGUGCAACAAAAGAUUUUGGCUGGUUGCCGUAUAGUGUUCAGCAGGGUUUUUCCGGUUGGUGAAGCAAAUCCUCAUCUGCAUCCACUGUGGCAGACAGCAGAACAGUUUGGCGCCGUGUGCACCAACCAGAUUGAUGAACAGGUUACCCACGUUGUUGCAAAUUCUCUUGGGACUGAUAAGGUGAAUUGGGCUCUCUCCACGGGAAGAUUCGUGGUCCAUCCAGGGUGGGUGGAAGCAUCGGCUCUGCUUUACCGGAGGGCAAAUGAGCAGGACUUCGCCAUUAAACCAUAAUCCAACCAACCCGCAACCUUAACACACCUCUUGCUAAAUUAAAACUGAAAGGUUUAAACCCAAGAUGAUAUAACACGGAGAAGAAAUUCCAACACAA